AUGAACCGCCAUCAUCCCUACGGUGGCUACGAUGAGAGGCCCGCUCGCGGUGGCCGCGGUGUCGGCGGCGGCGCCGCUCCCUCGAUGCGCGGAGGCCCUCCCCCUCCUGGACCCGGUGGCAUGAGCCCGCCACCUUCAGGCUACCCUUCCGCUCAAGACGCUUACGGCCCCACCGCGGCUGGCGGCAGUGACGCUUCCGCUUCUGCCUAUCAGCCUCAGGGUGCGUAUUCUGCCUCGAAUGAGUUUGCCGGUGGCCCGGAUAGACACUACCAGAUGCCCAUGAGCGCUGGUCCUCAGCGCGGUGGCAUGGCGGCACGAGGCGCACACGCUUCUGCUCCGCGUCCUCCCCCUCCCCAUGCGUCGCCAGCCUACGGAUACACGCCUGCUUCGUUCGACAACGCCCCCUACAACGCCGCGAACGCAUACGAUCCCUCCGGCGCACCUCCGUCGUCUUAUCCCGGUCCGCCGCCGCCCAACCAGCCGCCUUACGGACAGCCGGCGCAAGGCUACCAGCAAGACUACAAUGGCCCGCCCAAUGGUCCGCCCCCACCGGGUGGCUUUGAUGGUCCCAACUAUGGUGCGCCUCCCAUGCAUGGCCAAUUCCGUCCAGGCCCUCCAUCCGGCCCAUACGGCCGCCCUCGCCCUCCCAUGCCUCCCGCUGGCGGCAACUUUGGCUUCCGCGGCGGUCGUGGCGGCGGUCGUGGUGGCCGCGGUGGCGGUUUCGGUGGAGGAGGCGGCAGAGGAGGCUUCGACGAAGAUGAAAAGCCCUGCCGCACGCUCUUUGUCCGCAGCAUCCAGUUCGAGAUCGAUUCCCAGUUCGUUAAGCGCGAGUUCGAAAAGUUCGGCCAGAUCAAGACCUUCUUCGACAUGGUCAACAAGCGCGGUAUCGCCUUCGUCACCUACUACGACCUCCGAUCGGCGCGCGACGCCAUGCUCGCCAUGAAGGGCGCUCCUUUGGGCGGCCGUCCGAUCAACAUCCACUACUCGCUUCCCCGCGAGGAGGACAAAGCGCAGCGAUGCGAUCGCGACAAGAACCAGGGAACCCUCUUUUCCGUUUUGAAGAACGCUCAGCAGGAUCUCACAGAUGAAGCCAUUCGUCAGGCCUUUGCGGAGUUCGGCGAUAUCAAGAAGAUCCGCGACUACCCUGGUCAGAAGAACAGCCGCUUCGUCGAGUACUUUGACAGCCGUGCUUGCCAGCUUGCACACGAUCGUCUCAACGGCCAGUCGUUCCUCGACGGCCAGUGGGAUCUCAAGUUCGCCUGGGAUCUCGUCACCGAAGACGACUUCGAAUGGGCUCAGGCCGGCCCACAAGACGCUCAGCCCAGCUGGGGCCAGUCAGCGCCGCCUGCUCACCAGCCUCCUGCACAGCAACCCGGUGCUGGCCCUGGCGGUCUUGGUCAUGGACGUGCGCCCGUCCCGCCCACGGGUCCUCCGGUCGACAAUGGCUGGGGCAGGCGUGCUGGUUCUGGUUCUGCACCGCCUCCCGCCGCAGCGUCUGCCCAAGUUCCUGGAUCGCCACCGCCCGCAGGAGAUGCGAACCGCCUGGAACAGGCUCAGAAGGUGCAGCAGCUACUGGCUUCGCUCGGCGCGGCUGCCAAGCCUGCACCUGCUGCGUCCUCGACCCCGCCGGCUCCUGCGGCAUCGAGUCCAGGGGCGGCGCACAGCCCACCUCCUGCACCCUCGGCGGCAUCCGGCGCUCCGGCUCUGCCUGCCAACAUUGCUGCUCUGCUCCAGUCCGCCGCUGGCGCACCUAAGCCCAUGCAGCCGCCCAAGCCUCAGUCGCCCCCAGGUGCUGGCGGCUCCGCUGCUGGUCAGGACAAUGGACAGCAGUCGAUGCAGCAGCUCCUUAGCAUGCUCAACCAGAACCGCCCACCUCGCCCAUCCUGA
Molecule: messenger RNA, 1887 nt
Organism: Moesziomyces aphidis
Lineage: Eukaryota; Fungi; Basidiomycota; Ustilaginomycetes; Ustilaginales; Ustilaginaceae
Source: the annotation of a GenBank genome assembly